Vanrija pseudolonga is the source of this 1626-nucleotide messenger RNA. RefSeq lists its product as uncharacterized. The record is from RefSeq and is a predicted model, not a curated record. Gene Ontology annotation, molecular function: protein binding. The transcript is spliced from 3 exons. The coding region runs from base 1 to 1626 and encodes 541 amino acids. Lineage: Eukaryota; Fungi; Basidiomycota; Tremellomycetes; Trichosporonales; Trichosporonaceae.
AUGCCAACCUCCACCCUCUCCUCAACCGACCCCCUCACCCUAGGCGAGGACGUCUUCGUCCUCAUCGCGACGCGCUUCAACACCGUCGACCUGGUGUCCGCAAGCCAAGUCUCGGUCGACUGGCGCACCGAGCUCCUCAACACCCCUACCCUCUGGCGGCGGGCGUGUCUUGCGUCCGGCGCGGACGAGGACGAUGUGCGCGUCACCGCCCCGACCUGCGAGGAAGCAGUGCCAGGUCUGCACCGCUGGCACCAGAUCGCCCUGGCGCACGCACGCACCGAGUGUAACUGGACAGCCGGGCGUUUCGCGACCACGAAACACACGCUCAAGUUCGACCACCCGCUCCAGAACUUCAGCUGCGACUCGCGCGCGGGCGUGAUCGCCGUCAACGCAGACGGCAACAACGACUCGCUCCUCCUCGACCGGCGCAGCUUGGCGCACGUGGUGUGCGACGGGCACGCGGCACACAUCGUCCAGGACGUCGAGGACGGCCCGCGUAGCAUCAGGGUGUGCCGUAUCGUGCGCGGCGCGGGGCUGGCGGCCGUUGGCACUGUGCCUGCCUGCCCCGACGAGCGCCACUCGGACUGGAACCUCGAGACCCGCGUGGACGAGCGCGGGACGUCGAGGCUCGCGGUCGUGGUCCACCGCCAGGGGGAGCAGCUCGAGAUCAGCGUGCACGACGCGCCGUGGGAUGCCGAGGGUGUCCAGCUUCGUCCGCAGCCGACCGACAGGCCAGCCUUUGACGUCGUGAGUCCUGCCGCAUAUCACCAGCUCACGGUCCAGUUCGUCCCAGUCCUCGACGACACGUGCUACGUCUUCCUCCAAGGCUUCCGGGCGUACCUGUACAACCGGCACGACGAAGCGGCACCCCUCACGACCUGGCCGCAGCUCGAGCUGCCGUCGGGCACACUCGCGCCGCACGCCACAGCGCUGGCGUACCGCCUGCGCCUGCCGCCGCUCGACGACGAGUUCGUGACCUUCUCGCACGCGAACGCAUGGGUGCCCAAGGUGGAGCACGUGACUUCGACCGGUAUGCUGCCGCGCAACGAGGGGUUCCGCGACGCGUUCGAGGUGCCGCCCAAGUGGAUCUCUGGGCCCAUUCGCUGGUAUGUAUGCAUCGACCAGACGCAGCUGACGCGCAGGAGCUGCUACAACGACCACGACCUCUUCGCCAUAGCGCACGACACCAACCUCCUCAUCCUGCGGGACUUCCGCCGCGUGUUCCGCCAGUGUGUCCGCCUCCACCCGGCCGAGCGCGCCGCCUACCUGGGCCAACACACCGUCGUGCUCAACUUCGACGCGGGGAUCAGCGGCCUGCGCGCGCUGCGCGACCGAUUUGUGGUCACGACCGUGAGUUACUCGCAGGACACACUUGACCCGCAGACGUGGGACCUGUGGGUACUCGACUCGCGCAACCUCCCGACUCUGCCGCUCGCGCCAGACGCGCCGCGCCCCGCUCUGCCGGCGCUGGCGCUCCGCCGUGCUAUCCCGCCUGUUGAUGGCACCGACCUUAACGACUUUAAUAGUGCUUGGAGAGUCUACUCGGACACAUUGUUCGACUCGCGCGCCAUCUAUCUCUUGGCGGAGCGCAACGAUACCAUUGUCGCGUACGAGUUUGACAAGUAG